Mercenaria mercenaria is the source of this 4653-nucleotide messenger RNA. RefSeq names its product syntaxin-8-like. Bases 124 to 831 code for a protein of 235 amino acids. The transcript has 9 exons. Lineage: Eukaryota; Metazoa; Mollusca; Bivalvia; Venerida; Veneridae. The record is from RefSeq and is a predicted model, not a curated record. Gene Ontology annotation, molecular function: SNAP receptor activity; SNARE binding. Gene Ontology annotation, cellular component: SNARE complex; endomembrane system. Gene Ontology annotation, biological process: intracellular protein transport; vesicle fusion.
CUCUCCUUCAAACAAGCGCGCAGACAUGUUUAUUUACACUAGCGAAACAUUACGCUUCACCGGUAAAACAACAACACGGAAAGGAAAGGGAUAGCUAGAUAAGGAUUUCUCCACGGAAAGAAGAUGACAGAUUCGUGGUUGACAGAGUAUGACAGAUGUGUCCAACUUGGACAGGAUAUUAUGCAAAAGAUCAAUGAGAGAAAUAAACACAAUAGAACAAGUAAUCCUUACACCAAGUUGUCAGCUCAGGUCCGUUCUUCAAUGAAACAGUUCUCUGGAGAUUUACAAAGACUAAGAAAUGGUCUCAUCCGUGCCACAUCAUCCUAUCACAUAACACAGCGUGAAGUUGACAGACGCCAGGUGAUGAUAGAUAACCUUACAACUAAAGAAAAACAAAUUGAACAAGCAUUCCGUAAUGAAGCAGGAGAAUCAAGGUAUAACUUAAUGACUGGAGGAUCGGACCCGAAUGAUUCCUGGGGUUUUAAAGAAGAGCCAGAGGACUUGAGAUCAGUGGGAAAUAUGGAAAUAAGGGUUCAGCAGCAACAGAUCAUACAUGCUCAAGACCAAGGACUUGAAGCAUUAUCAGAAGUGAUAUCUAGGCAGAAACACAUGGCAUUGGACAUUGGUAACGAGGUAGACAGUCAAAAUGAAUUAAUUGAUGAUAUAACAGACCAUACAGACAGGACAGGUCAGAGGCUGAUAAAAGAAACACGCCAUAUAAGAAUUGUUGAUAGAAAAUCUGCAACGUGUUGUUACUGGGUGUUUAUUAUACUUCUGUUUGUGGCCAUACUUGUGGUGAUCAUUGUUCCAUAUAAAGGGAAAGGUGCCUAGCUGUCAGUAUACCAGAACAGACAUUAUAUAUACUGUAUAUUUAUAAAUAUGUCAAACUGGCCACAACUCUGAUAGAAGAAAUGGUUCUAUGGUAUGAUUUCAUGAUGAUUUUUAUGCAUGGGAAGAUGAAAUAUGUCAAGUUCAUUUUUGCCAUUUAAAAUUAGUCCAGCAAUGUAUAAAUUUAGUUAGGCAACUGAAUUUAUUUUCAUGGUGUUUAAAGAACGUGAUUAUUGAAUGUUCUUUUUAAAGAAUUGUCAAACUGAUUCACUAACUUGUAUUCAUUUGCUGAAAAUUGUGAUAGAUACAAACUGUAAUAAUACUCAGUGGUACUUCCAUAGAGUAUAUAACUGUCUUUGUUCUUAACAACUGUUUCAUUUUCACUAAAAUAUUUGCAUACAGUCAAGGACCGUGUUAGUAUUAUGUAAACAGCCUACCCAAAUAGAGAAGGAAAAUUGUGUGAGCAUUUUGCUAUAUACCUGUAAUUUUUCAUAUAUGAAUAUGCAGUGCAAGUUGUAAGCUAUUUGAUUUGAGUGUAUGAUCCAGGAUUUUCAUCUUCUGUACAAAAAUCAAUAUGAGGGCUAUGUUAGAACAGCUUCUUCUGUUAAAGUUAUGACCAGUGUGAACAACAAAGAUGUGCAAUGUUAAUCUUACACUUCCACUGAACUUGUUUGGGGAAGAGAACAAACAUAGAAGUGAAUAUUUAUUUGACUUAAAAAACAAGAGAUAAAUAUAAGUUUUUUUAUUCCAUAGCUCUUUAUGCAGCUAAAUUGUAUAUGUGUGGUAAAGUAAAUUUUAUUUAUAUUUGAUUUGUCUAACAUGGUGAAUGAAAUAAUUAAGUUGGUCUUUCAUACAUAUGAACUCUUGGCUUUGUGUGAAGAAAUUGUUUUUCACAAGAUGUGCCAAGAAAAUAGAGAGAUUGAAAAUAUAGGAAUUUAUCACAUGUUUGACGUUGCUGGAGUGAAAUAAAGCCAUUACAUAAAUUUGAUAAUACACUAGUGUAAUAAAGCUUUGACGUCGACAUCGUUUAAAGUAUCAAGAGACGUUGGUCAAAUUGACUUGUUUAUAAUAAUUAAAAAGGUAGAUUUUUUAUGUUUCAGCUGGAAAAGCUAAUAUGUGAUAAAGAGAAUAUUACAUUUGUGACUUUCCACAUUGAAUUUAUUAAACUCUUUUAACAAAAUUGAUAAAAUGCUCAGCAGAGCCUUGCAUUUUAUUAUUUUAUUCAACUUGUUUAAUAAAUUCAGUAUGAAAAGACACUCCUGUAAUAUCCUCUAUCUAUUAAAUGUCUUACUCAUCUCUCUCAUUCUUGUAACUUAUGUUAUAUAUAGAGUCACUAAUUCUGUCUCCCACAUGUAGUCAGGAAGACAUAUUGAUAUAUAAAGUGCUGUCAGCCUGUCUGUCACAAAGUCUAUCCAUGCAACUCCUUCGAUACCACUUGUGGAUUUAUACCAAAUGUCCCAGGAGUGAUCAUUGCCAAGCCUAGUUAUGCAUAUCAUUGGCAUUUUAUGCUUUGAUGAUUUUCAGCGGAGUUAUGGCUCUUGAUUCAUCAAAUUUUUUAUGAUGUUUUGGCCUUUUCUCAUAUUUUUGGGCGGAUUUCCACCAAACAUACCAUGAGUGACCAGAGUCAAGCCUCAUUAUGCACAUUUUUGGCAUUUUCAGGUUUGAUGAUUUUCAGUGGAGUUAUGGCCCUUGAUUCAUAAAAUAUGAUGUUUCAGCCACUUGCCUUUAAUUAUUGGGGGGGGGGGGGGAAUUCCACUAAACCUUUCAGAACUUCUUAGUACCAAGUCUCAUUGUGCAUAUUGCUGGUAUGUUCCUGUUCUGUGAUUUUCAGUGGAGUUAUGGCCCUUGAUUUGCCGUAUUGUCCAGGUAACUGCUCCAAAACCACCUGUUAGAAUUACACCAAACUUUACAAAAAUGAUAAUUACGAAACCUAGUUGUGUAUAUUUUAGGCAUGUCCCAGUUUAAUGUUUUCAGCAGAGUUAUGGCCCUUGAUUCAUCUUUUUUUAUGUUUUAGCCACUUCUCCUGUAUAAUAGGGCAGAUUUCCACUAAACCUUACAGGGGUGAUCAAUGCUGAGUCUUAUUAUGCAUAUUUUUGGCAUGUUCUGGUUCAAUGACUUUCAGGUGAGUUAUGGCCCUUGAUUUGUCAUAUUUUACAUUGCUUGCUGUACAUAAUUAGGCUUAUUUUCACCAGACCUCACAAGUCAUUAGUGUGAAGCGUAGUUGUGCACAUUGUCAUUUUGUUCUUCAGUCAUGAGACUCCUGACCCUUGAUUUAUCAAAUUCUUUGAUCUGUGCUACUUCUCCUAUACAAUUAGUUGGAAUUCCACCAAACUUCACAGGAGUUAACGCUGUGAAGCCUAGUUGUGUAUAUCAUUGGAAUAUUAUGAUUCAGUGAUUUUCCCUUAUGACCCUUAUUUGUGACAUUUUACAAUUAGAAUUUUGGCAUGGUAUGUGGUUGGAGACAAAUUUUUUUCAUGAAAAACAACCUCUAGUUAUAAAAUUAAAUUCUAUAUCUUCUUGUUUAAAUUUUCUCAUCUGUCAGAAGUGCGUCAGAAUCCUGAGAUGAACCUCUGGUAUAUUUCUUUUUUAUAUUUUUUGAGGUGCAUUGAUAAUAACCACCUUGAGAGGUUUCAGCCAGUCAGUGUUUUCCUAUAAUUGACAUUAAGGCGUUGCCUAAGCAAAAUACCUGCUAACAGUUAAUAAAUGAUACGAAAUGGCUGUGGUUGAUAAGAUCCAUUAUUUAGAAAUACAGCACAAUUGAUAAACUUUUUCCUGAUAAUUUGCCAUCAGUAUUGAAAGGGGAAUGGUCACAUUUUUUCAUGGACGAUUUUAAUUGUUUUGCUUAGAUAUGUCAUAAAAUGUUGCUGAUUGGCUGACACCUUCAACCUGCAAUGUAAACAAAUAAAAGAAAUCAAUUAAAUGUGCAAGCAGUUCAACCAUUCCUGAGCAUUUGUUGAACAUUGACUGACAUUUAUGGACAACAUAACCAUUUAUUAGCUAUUUAUAUGUUUUUUUGCUCGAGUAACAUUAAUGCACGUUAGUUUCAUGUUGUAACAUCUGCAGAUUUCUUCGGGAUGCCUUACCUGGCUCGGGAACCAGCCAGUACCUGGAGGUUCUGCAGAUGUUAUAACACAAGAAAACAUGCAUUGUCCUUACAUAAACCGCAUUCAAGCUCUUGCAAAUCCAUGAAAUUUAUCAGCAAUUCUUGGAUGAUUGGCCGAAAGUUCCAACAUAGUUUAUACACAUCUAAACAAACAUCUGUAACAUUCAUCCUUAUAUUCAUAAUCUUUACAGUAGCCUAAUACAAAAAUUUGUGUGUUUUUUCAUGAGUAUCAGAAACUCACAAUAGAUGUCAGACUUGCUAUCCUUACAACAUCUAGAUAGAACAACCAAAAAAACCAACAUGUAUUUAGUUGAAAUUUGCCUUAUAAUAAAAAUACAGUUCCUGAUUUUCACUUUGUCAUACUUUUGAUCAUUGCCAGAUGAAAAAUGAGUUUAAACUAUAACUGAUUUCUUUUUGAAAUUUUGAUUUCUGAGGCUGAAAUAUAUUUUUUAAACAAUGCCAUUUUGAUCAGAGAUGUUAGUCCCUAAUUGAAAUCUGGCGGAAAGUGUCGCCAUUGAUAUUAUUGCAGAGUGUUAUAAUACAUUGAGAUAAACAUUUUCUUCCUUCUUUACAAAACACAUAGUAAAUUGAAGUAUAUGAUAUAGAUAGUGCAUGUGAUCAUUAUUUUGUGCUCUUUUGUAAAUUGUACAUAUAUUCAUAUCUUGACACAAGGAUCAUUGUUAAUCAAAUUUUAUUAAAAUAAAAUACUUUGUUAUAAAUUU